UGGCAGGAGUGCGCAAUGCUGGGGAGCCUGGUGCCUUCGAGCUCCAGGGGGGGACGAUUGGGAGCAGGCGUGACAAUUGUGAGCCGUCCUCCCCUCGGCAGCCUGCACUGGCAUACAGCACUACCAGUACAGCUCAGUUCUCGGGCAUACAGUGUGAUACCGCCCCCGCGCGACGAAGCAGAGAAGGCUUUGCUGCACAGUAUGUUGCGGGUGGACCACGCAGGGGAAUACGGUGCCAACCGCAUCUACGCCGGCCAGAUGGCAGUGUUGGGAAGGACACAGACAGGACCGCUUAUUCAGGAAAUGUGGGAUCAAGAGAAGAAGCAUCUUGCCAAAUUCAAUGAGAUCCUUGCAGAGAACAGAGUUCGCCCAACGUUGCUGUUGCCCCUCUGGAACGUUGCAGGUUUUUUACUAGGAGCGGGCACCGCUCUGCUGGGUAAAGAAGGGGCCAUGGCCUGUACUGUGGCUGUGGAGGAGAGCAUCUCAGAGCACUACAACAGCCAGAUCAGAGCCCUCAUGGAGGAGGACCCAGACAGAUACGUAGAGCUGUUAAAAUUAAUAAAGGAAUUCCGAGAUGAUGAGAUGGAACAUCAUGAUACAGGACUGGAGCACGAUGCUGAAUCUCUACCCGGAUACAAGCUUUUGAAGAGUGCAAUACAACUUGGCUGCACAGCCGCAAUAUUCGCGUCUCAGCGCCUAUAAAGUGAUGGAGAUAGUGUGUUAUCCUGCUAUACUAAGGCGCAAUGAACGGCCCGCUGAACUGUUUCUGCUCCUGUCGCCCCAGCCAAGGCCCAUGAACAGCCCACUGAACUGUUUUCUGCCCCAAUGUCGAGGGACGUGCUUUUGUCUUGACAUGAGACUACUGUAGAUGUCUGGAAAAAUCUGACUAACUUUAAUUUGGAAGUGUAAUGUCCCUUUAAACUUCACUAGGCAUUGUGUGUGUCAGUGUGUGUUUCGUCACCUGUACCCCAGCUUUUUUCCCACUGAGGAGUCAUUUCUCACUGGGGCCAGGCCGCUGGUUCUCAGGCAGGGAGUUAUUUUACCCAGCAUGAGUUCAGAGGAGUUUUUUUUAGAUGGGGUGGGUUUAUGUAUCAGACCUGACCCUAAAGGUUAACAUGCUGUAACUCUGCUCUUUUUGUCCCCUCUGCCUUAAAAAUAGCCCCUCCUCCCCUCAUGUAAUGCACUGAGCGGGCCGGCUGGCACACACCCCAAGAUGGACAAAACUACUCAAACGUAUUACGAGUCCUAUACCGGGAACACUUUACAUUUACAUUUUUAGUCAUUUAGCAGACGCUCUUAUCCAGAGCGACUUACAGUAGAGUGCAUACAUUUUUAAAUCAUUUUAAACCUUACCCGUCCACCCAGCGUACUAUUAGCAGUCCGCGAUGACUUAUGACGACACAGAGACACGCAUGUAUGUACAGUUGAAGAUGGACGUUUACAUACACCUUAGCCAAAAACAUUGAAACUCAGUUUUUCACAAUUCCUGACAUUUAAUCCUAGUAACAAAUCCCUGUCUUUGGUCAGUUAGGAUCACCACUUUAUUUUAAGAAUGUGAAAUGUCAGAAUAAUAGUAGAGAGAAUUAUUUAUUUCAGCUUUUAUUUCUUUCAUCACAUUCCCAGUGGGUCAGAAGUUUAC
This is a messenger RNA of Salmo salar (Atlantic salmon), 1639 nucleotides long. Its product is annotated as NADPH-dependent 3-demethoxyubiquinone 3-hydroxylase, mitochondrial. Gene Ontology annotation, molecular function: 3-demethoxyubiquinol 3-hydroxylase activity. Gene Ontology annotation, biological process: regulation of gene expression; ubiquinone biosynthetic process; regulation of reactive oxygen species metabolic process. Gene Ontology annotation, cellular component: nucleus; mitochondrial inner membrane. NCBI's taxonomy places the organism in Eukaryota, Metazoa, Chordata, Actinopteri, Salmoniformes, Salmonidae. The record is from RefSeq and is a predicted model, not a curated record.